UUCUAAUACAGGAGUCACACUGUCCCGAAAUUGGCACCAGAUGGGCACACGAAUAAAGCAAUGUUCAAAUUCGGAUCUGAUGGGCCAUUCGUGAGGGCAUCUUGUGUCAUCAUAUGGUCUGGAUCCAUGCUGGUCGCAAACCCAUUAUGUUGGUUUUGUCGUGACGCAGCUCAUAUAUAUUAAUAUUUAUAACAUACAUUUAACAGACACCUGUAUGUCCUAAAUUCAAACGGAAAAAGGUAUUUAGGUCAAUUUGUUAGAAACAAAUGAAUGUAGAACAAAAACAUUAAUGAGUAACAAUAUUUCAUAAAUUAAACAUGACAUAUACAAACAAUUAUUGUUUCGGCAUGAUGUUUAUAUUGCAAUAUUGUACUUUACGUGUUUUGGAAAAUUUACACAAGAAUGACAUCCCCAGACAUUACGGAAGCAGAGGCUAAAGAUGUGGUUGAAGAAGAACGCAACAAGAGAAGUGUUUUGAGCAAAGUUGUAGAGACGUGCUUUUUGUUCCUUACAUGGCUAGCACUAUCAACGUACGUUGAAAUAUAUGGACCUACCUUAAUUGACCUGAAGAUAAAACUGAACACAGACUAUGAGCAAGUUGCUGUGGCUGUUUCCGGAAGAAGUGUUGGUUGGUUCCCAGGAAGCGUUCUCGCUGGUUUUUUCGUGGAUAAGUUUAGUGGAUAUUGUCACCUAAUGAUUGCCCUCGGCCUUGACAUUGCCGCUGGUGUGACAGUAGCUAUUCCCUGGUCCCCAAACAUCACAUACAUGUGGUACUUUUGCUUUGUUGGUGGAUUUGUUGAGUCCUUUCUCAAUAUUGCUGGCACCCGCAUUUUAUUUAACAUUUGGAAGGAUAAAACAACUUCAUACCUAAUGUUGAUACAUCUAGGCUACGGUAUAGGUUCCUUCAUUGUGCCACUGUAUUCCAAUCCGUUUUUAGCAGACAAAGAAACACAGUCCUCGGAUACAAACACAACGACGAAAAACAGCAAUUCAACAAGCGGAAGCAUGCUACCUCUCACUACCCAUAAUGCCAAGCAGAAUGAAGAAAGCUCUUUUCAGAAGGAGGAUUCAAAGAUUGAAUACGCGUACGCCAUUUCCGCUUCUAUAGUUGCAGCCGUAUCAAUUGCUUUUUACUAUUAUCAAAUACGACAUUCUAAAUUUCGGAAAAUUGCUGAAUAUAAUGAUGGAGUGACCACAAUAGUUAAGAAAGACAAUGAAAAGGAAGACAGGACGUUUAGAGAGAUUAUUAAUCCGGCAACUUGUGCUAACGGACGAUUUUGGUACGGAUCAUCCAUUUUAUUUCUCUUAUUCUUUUAUUUUGGAAAUAUCGGAGGGGGCGACCGUAUGAUUGGUAGCUUUAUCAGAAGUUUCGCCAUUGAUCAGUUAGGAUUCACCAAAGAUGCUGCGUCGAUUCUUAACACUUCAUACUGGAUAACAUUUUCUGCUGGUAGACUGGUUUUUAUAUUUAUAUCACGUUGUAUUUCAAUUCGAGUAUUAAUCGUUUUAGAAGCUAGUGGCAUGGCUAUCUCGUCUUGUUUACUAUUGUUUUUUGCCGGAGACAACUCUUUGUCUCUGUGGAUUAUAAUACAAUUCUUUUCAUUCUUCUCCGCCGCAAUUUGGCCGACGGGUAUUGCAUGGACUGAUUAUCACAUAGAACUGACAGGUCUUGGAAUGACAUUGCAAAUAUUUGGGGCAUCUGUCGGGGGUAUAUGCCACAUGCGUUUGAUAGGGUACUUGUACGAGAACUUUGGACCAAAAACGUUUUUAUUUCAGACACUUGGCUACGGUGUGCUGCAAUUCAUUUUAGCUGUGUGUUUAGAUUUAGUAGGAGCACAGCAUGGUAAUAGAUUUGCCACUGAAGAUGAAAACAAAGUUGAAAUUGAGAUGCCCGAAACUACCAGCAAAUCAAAUGAAAAGUUAGAUUGAUACAGAAAUAAUAUAUUCGCUGUAUAUAAACAGCAAUGAAUGGUAUUCCCAAACAUUAAGAUAACAUUAUACACUAUAAUUCAUCACCUGUCAUAUGUAUAAGUUUGAAAUAUUGGAGCACAGUAAGGACCCUUUUGCCAUUAAUAUCCCACUUAAUUAUUUGAUUAGCUUAACUAGCAUCAAGUAUGUGUAAGUUUAUGUACGAAUAAUAUAGUGUGAAGGAUUAUAAGUUGAUGAAUAUAUGAUAUUAUGUAAAUAUAUAUAAAGAAAUUUUGAGGAAAUAAUAUAUUUCAACACGUAAGAACUGGAAGGAAUGCAGGUUGUUCACAACGUAAUUUUCUUGCAAAAUGUUCUUAACCUGUCACUAUUCAUAUCGAAAGGUCUUAUACAGUUUAAUGUAUUAAUUGUCAAGCUGGUUAUCAAAAUAUAACUUCAAAAUUCACUUGCUUUAUACGAGU
Molecule: messenger RNA, 2384 nt
Organism: Ruditapes philippinarum (Manila clam)
Lineage: Eukaryota; Metazoa; Mollusca; Bivalvia; Venerida; Veneridae
Product: sodium-dependent glucose transporter 1A-like
Exons: 4
Coding region: 403-1926 (507 amino acids)
Biological process (GO): transmembrane transport
Source: RefSeq, a predicted model, not a curated record